AUGAAUAUCAACCUGUCUAUCCUGACUCUGCCUUGGGGCCUUAAUUCAUGCAGCGAUCGCAUUCGUACAUCAAUCAACGUGCUUGGCGAUGCCAUUGGAGCAGGUAUAGUACAUCAUCUCUGUGCCAAAGAGUUAGCUGCUUAUGAUGCCGAAGCCGAGCGAGAGUUGGAUGAGAUUGUGGAGGACCUCACACGCAAACACUCACACGAUGAAGCGCAUGGCUUCACUCCGGGUAGGUAUUUGUCAGCGAAUUUCAGAUUUGAAUAG
Protopolystoma xenopodis is the source of this 267-nucleotide messenger RNA. Lineage: Eukaryota; Metazoa; Platyhelminthes; Monogenea; Polystomatidea; Polystomatidae. The record is from the annotation of a GenBank genome assembly.